UCUCUUCCUUUUAAAACCUCCCAGCACUCAAUUCUCACUGGAGAACGGUAACCUCUGGUUCCAUACACAAAACCCAAACCAGAAAAAUAAAAUAAAAUGGGUUUCCUCUCUGUGAAAACUGUUCUAAUCUCCACUGGUAUUUUAUCCAUGGCUAUGGGGUUGAAGCUCACAGUCCCAGUGGUUUCCAAUUUCAUCUUCACUGAAGCUGCUCCUACAUUGUCCACGUUUUUCCUCACGUGCUUCACUCCUCCUUACCUCUACCUCCUUCUCAACUUCAUCAUCCUCACCAUCGUUGCCACCUCCAAGCUCCACAACCACAACAACUCCCCGCCGGACACCGCGCUUCUUCCGACGGAGCCGCUCAUCCACGCCGCCGAUGUCGCCGCCUACGGUGUUCAUAUCCCCGCUCCUGAGCCGGUUAAGAUCUUAGAAAACUCGCAAAUCGACUACAACGGCGAAAUGGAGACGACGCCGGUGAAGUUCUCCGGCGGAUUUGAAAUGGAAUACAACGGCGUCGUUUCUGGUGGAUACGUGUAUGAGGUGGAGGCGAAAACGCAUGCAGUUAUCGGCGGCGGAGGAGGAGGUAACGGUUUUUCUGUUAUCGGCGGCGAGGAGGAGAAUCUUGCUCCGAUUUUGCAGAGGAAGGAGUCGUUGGAAUUCGCGUUUAACGAUGAGAACGAGAAACCGCCGGUUUCCGCCAGAUUCGGCCACCGGAAAACGGUUAGAUCUAGCCCCGAAGGAGUGACGGUGGUUGCGUUGGGAGUGACGAAACCGAAGAGGCAGGAGACGCUGGAGAGCACGUGGAGGACGAUAACGGAGGGGAGAGCGAUGCCGUUGACGAGGCACUUGAAGAAAUCGGAGACGAUGGAGACUCAGCCGCGGCGGAACGCGGCGCCGCUGGCGGAUUUGAACGGUCCGGUGAUGAAGAAGUCGGAGACGUUCGGCGGCAGGGAGAAGAAGGCGGCGGCGGCUACGACGUCGUCGCCGGGAUCCGGUGGGAAGCUGAGGAAGGAAUCGUCGCUGAGUCAGGACGAGUUGAACCGGCGAGUUGAAGCGUUCAUCAAUAAGUUCAACGCGGAGAUGAGGUUGCAGAGGCAGGAAUCGCUGAGGCAGUACAAGGAGAUGGUGAAUCGAGUGUAACUGACAAUCCAACGGUCACAUUUUGCUCUGUUGCCCUCAAAUUUUGGGGUUUGAAAAAUUAAAGAAGGAAAAUUAGUUUAGUUUUUGUAUUAAAGUUUUUGGGGGUGUUGUCAAUUUUCAUAAAUUGGAUUUUUUUGUUCUUUAUUAUGUUAAUAAUUGUGCUUGCUUUUUUAAAUAGACAAUCUUGUGAUUGGUGGAGGAGAAAUGCAGAGUAAAUUUUGAGA
Messenger RNA from Lotus japonicus, 1364 nucleotides. RefSeq lists its product as uncharacterized. The record is from RefSeq and is a predicted model, not a curated record. The coding region runs from base 97 to 1140 and encodes 347 amino acids. The transcript is spliced from 2 exons. NCBI's taxonomy places the organism in Eukaryota, Viridiplantae, Streptophyta, Magnoliopsida, Fabales, Fabaceae.